Messenger RNA from Eurypyga helias (sunbittern), 674 nucleotides. RefSeq names its product NADH dehydrogenase (ubiquinone) 1 alpha subcomplex, 9, 39kDa (gene NDUFA9). The annotation marks the transcript as partial. The record is from RefSeq and is a predicted model, not a curated record. Lineage: Eukaryota; Metazoa; Chordata; Aves; Eurypygiformes; Eurypygidae. Gene Ontology annotation, cellular component: mitochondrion. The transcript is spliced from 6 exons. Gene Ontology annotation, molecular function: protein-containing complex binding.
GCCCUGGCAUUUCUGUGUUAGCUGGAGCGCCGUCUGUGUUGCAUCAGCACCGCCAAGUUCAUCAUGCGGUGAUCCCUCAUGGAAAGAGUCGACGAUCCUCUGUUAGUGGCAUCGUGGCCACUGUCUUUGGGGCUACAGGUUUCCUGGGACGCUAUGUUGUCAACCGUUUAGGUCGCAUUGGAUCUCAAGUGAUCAUACCCUAUCGCUGUGAUCAGUAUGACCUCAUGUAUCUGCGACCAAUGGGUGACCUGGGGCAACUGCUCUUCCUCGAGUGGGAUUGUAAGGACAAAGACUCUAUCCGAAGAGCCGUGGAGCACAGCAAUGUGGUCAUUAAUCUUGUUGGAAAGGAAUGGGAAACAAAAAACUUCAGUUUUGAAGAUGUAUUUGUAAAUAUUCCGAAAAGUAUUGCGCAGAUAACUAGGGAAGCUGGUGUGGAAACAUUCAUUCACGUCUCUCACCUGAAUGCUAGCAUGAAGAGUCCUUCCAAAUACCUCAGGAGUAAAGCUGUUGGAGAGAAAGCAGUGAGGGAAGAAUUUCCAGAUGCUAUAAUUCUGAAGCCCUCUGAGAUGUUUGGGAGAGAAGACCGAUUUCUCAAUCAUUAUGCAAACAUGCGCUCGUUUGGUGGUGUGCCUCUUAUUUCUCUGGGAAAAAAAACAGUGAAGCAACCCGUAUAC